AUGACUCCUCCCGCUACAAGCCUCACCGGUGCGGCGCGCUCAUCCCUCACCGCUCUCCAGUCUCGCUGGCUCGGCUCAAUCCACCUUCACAUGCUCUCCUCCCCGCUCCGCAAAUGCAUCGUCACAUCCAAGGUCCUACCAACAAGCCUGAUGUUGCAACUGAAACCGGUUCGGCUUGCGCCAACACUAUCCACCUCGGCUUCUGACAAGUACAGCUCGGCAGGCUUAUCGAGCAAGGCCUCACAGCCGUCAGGAGCAGCCGAGCGGAUUGUGGUGCUGCCGAAUGCGAUUCUGCAUCCGAAAUACUCACCACGCAAGACGGGCACGGGCACCUGGAUCACGUUGGACGCGCGCGUGUUUGCACACUUGAGGCAGAAGGCGAGCUACAAACGGGUGGAUUCCAAAGCGGUGUUGGCGGCACAGAUCGAGGAUCUGGUGUGGUGGCAGUUGGGCGAACGGUGUAUCCAGGAGCUGCACGAGUUGGUGGACAGGUUUGGCACAAGCAGACGGCUCGAUCUGUUUGCCCGUCCAGACGACGAUACGCUUCUCCAGCCGAGACGCUGGCAAAUACGCCUGCAGACUCAGACGAAAGACGUGCGCGUUGAAAGCCAUGUUUUUCAGCCGAGCUUCCAAGAUGCACAUCAGUCACAGAGGUUUCAGCAGGCAAUCCAGGAUUUGCUCGCACCAACCCCCGAGAUGCACGAGCUAGCGUGCGUGUACACGGUCAAACACUCACAUAUCACCGCUCCUUUGGGCAUCGCUUUGUACAGGCUGAACCUAUGGGUCUCCAACGCGGCUCCUCCGAUGCCUCGCACGCCACAACUCAAGCAGCCCAAGUCCGAGUUAUCAUAA
Molecule: messenger RNA, 852 nt
Organism: Mycosarcoma maydis (corn smut)
Lineage: Eukaryota; Fungi; Basidiomycota; Ustilaginomycetes; Ustilaginales
Exons: 1
Coding region: 1-852 (283 amino acids)
Source: RefSeq, a predicted model, not a curated record